This is a messenger RNA of Fusarium pseudograminearum CS3096, 582 nucleotides long. RefSeq lists its product as uncharacterized. The transcript has 9 exons. Lineage: Eukaryota; Fungi; Ascomycota; Sordariomycetes; Hypocreales; Nectriaceae. The coding region runs from base 1 to 582 and encodes 193 amino acids. The record is from RefSeq and is a predicted model, not a curated record.
AUGGGCGUUGACAUUUCACACGCACCCAAGAGGCUCAGCUGCAUCAAGUGGUGGGCUAUGCGUGCAAGAAAACGCCAUGACAUGACGGCAUUCUGGGUACAGGGUGCUGCUGUCAGUUCCCGGACAAGACGCGGACAAGAAUUCGGGGUGUUGGGCUGCUUGUUUGAAGAUAUCCCCGAUCAAGCAGGUACCUUACCUCGCAAACCUACCUGCUACCAUGUACCUAGCCUAGUAUCUAACGGUAGUAAAUACAAGCAGGACGCCAGUAACGUUUCAGUAGCUAAGCUGACUCCUCUAGGCUCUUCCCAACCGCCGGUUGGCGGCGGGACGCUGAUCACCAUUUUCCCUGCUCUUCACGAAGAGGGAACAGGAUUAAUGUGCCACCGACGUGUGUUGGUGUUGCCAGAUAUGACUAAAUGUACGAUAAUCCUUGCUACUGCUACUGCUACUGCUACACUCCAUCUCCUUUCUGGCACCCACCUCUUUACGCAAAACGAGGCAAUCACUGAGACGGGGCAUCCGUCUAUUGGCUGUCGAACGCGGUCAGGCAUACCCACCAUCCACCUCGAUUGGUUCCCGUAG